AUGAAGGACACGGCUGGUCCGCUGCUUCGGUCCACUUGUUCUGAUCCGCAACGAGGAACGCACCACCUGUUCGGCAGCGAGGCAAUGGAACCGGAAUGCAUGGCAGAAUCCUGCUCGCACCCGCUACUUCAGUUAAACGGCAGUGACAUGGCGUCAGGGCAGAGCAAAACCGUGCGUGAGGGCUCUGACAAAGAGUGGGGCUCGAUGCUCCUCAUCGCUGAGCCCGGUCUGCCCGCAAUGAUCUCGCCACCGUGGAUCCUCGACUCAUUCGCGUUCGACCACAUCAACUCACUGUCAGAAGAGCAGAGGGAGUUUGGCUGGGAGACGUUCCGUCACUACUACUACAACUCGUACAAAGUACCCUGCGUCGCUACGUUCAUCAUAUGGAGCCUCUUUGCUGCUCUCGUCCUCGCUUGCAGCAUAAUGGCCAUGUUGGCGGCAAACAUCGUCCCUCUCGUCUCGUUCUACUCGCUUUACGUCGGUCACAACACCUACUUCAUCGGCCUCAAGGUCCCAGCGGUACGGUGGGGCAUCGUCGCCACUGUAAUGCUUUCAGGUCUCGUUAAUCUGUCGCUCAGAAGCUUUCGCAAGAGGCAUUACGAGGUUUUUGUCUUCACGCACAUCGCAAUGGCCUUGCUCAUGGUCGUCACCACCUACCUCCAUAUCAAGCUCCUCCAUCAAGGACGCCUUCGAUUGCAGGUCCUUGUCCUAGAGCUUUCGGCAGCUUUUUGGGCGUUCGAUCGAACGGUCCGUCUGGUGGGAAGGAUCUGUAUGUCCUUUUCGUGGAGAUACUGCGACGCUGCCGGGCCGAUGCGUAGAGCGGUGCUCACCUCUUACGGCGAAGGGGCGUACAUCGGCGUUCGGAUCGAGGUCCCAGCUUCCCGCCUGAGGUUGACAGACUCUGCCCGCUACUCCGCCCUUUCUUCACGUCCUCAUCCCGAGGAUUUGGAGAGGAGACAGCCUCGCAGACCUUUGGGCUCGCUCUGCAGCAGUUCAGCGUUUGAAGCAGCUAGGAUCGGUGCUGGAGACGAUAUCCGCAUCACGAUUCCCAGAUUGCAAUGGGUAGGCGAUCAUCCCUUUUCGGUGUUCGCCGUCGGGCUCUGCAAAUCCGGCGACCCUGGCAUGGGCUACAUUAACCUCGUCAUCCAACGUCAGGCUGGCGUUACUCGGAAGCUGUCCGAGCUUGCCCAGGACGAGUUGCCUUGGUCAGGUUCGGAGGAUCGGGGGCCGAAAGACCCAUACUUGCAAGACGCGGUACGCUCGAUGCCGAAGCAAGUCAAGGUGUUGAUCGAUGGACCGUUUGGCCGAAGUCCAUCUUUGAAAGGAGCGCGCCACGCCGUGCUGGUCGCUGGAGGCAUCGCUGUCACAUUCUGCUACCCCCUGUUUGCUAAGGCAGCUCGAGGCGAGUACCGCAGCUUGGAAACGUGCAAGUUGGUUUGGAUCGUGCGCAACGAGACCAUCCUCGAUGUGCUAAGGGCCGACCUUGCCGAACUCGUGCAAGAGGCUAGAAGGAGAGGAGGCAGCUUUUGCCAGCUUUCCAUCGACAUCUAUCUUACUGCGCCGCGCAAGGAUCAUUCGGAGCGUUCAACAAAGGUGGGUGCCGUUGAACGCAAGCUCAGGCUUCCGUCAAGACUGAAACCUACGUGGGAGGGAUUGCCGUCUUACUCGCUUCUCGAUUCGGCUUCAUCUUCAGCCACCCUCGCCUACCGAGAAGAUGCUAGGACACCUGGGUCUGGGAAGCUUUCCAGUGGCGGGUCGCCGUGCUGGAGAGGGUUGAGGUACGAGGCGAGUAACGAGAUGGACACCGUGCCGACGCUCUCGGAGCAGCAGUUGUCGAUACCGGCCUACUUGCAAGACGGUGUCUAUCGCCACACGAGUGGGAGCAGCACCCCGUUUUCGAGCAUCAGUACGCUUUCCGCCUUUGAUCCGAGCUUCUCUCCGAUCUCGUCGCAAGUCAACUUUCAGAGUCCGCGACCUAAUUUGCACCGAGGGCCACACGGGUGCGACGGCGAUCGUCUGCCCUCGCCGUCCAUCCGAAAAUUCGCUCAUGCUCAGCAAGAAGAUGCAGGGAAGGUGCUUUUCAGCUAUCAUACGAACGGUGAUGCCAAGGCUUACGCGGGGUCGAGAGUAGGCUCGCGGUACACGGGCUGCCGGAGCGCUUCAUGCAUGUCCAGCACGUUGGUGCCUGAUUUGCCGCUCGAUCCACCGGUAAGGUACCUCGGAAUCGGAGCAGAGGUGCAAGACCGGUGGAAAGCGGACCAGGACGUCUUGGCCGAGAACCGAGGCGGGCUGGUCGAAGUUCGGCGACUCGAGGGCCGACCGGGAAUGGCGGCGGUGCACGGGCAUCUCCACAUGGGGUCCGGUUCAUCAAAAGUCUGGACCAUUGCCGAAACCAAGUGGAGCCAGACCCUGGACCAGCUGACAGGGUUCAAAGCGUUGAUCACCAAGGAACGCAACCUGAUGCACGCUGCGCUAUCUGAUCCGAACGCGAGCGGCUGCAGCCCUGCCGAGUCUCGGUACAUCUUGAGCCUGGGUUCGUUCUGCCUUGUCCUCUUCGAUCCGUACGGUCGCCCGAUUCUGUCCGAAGAGGGUCCAGACGCUGCGCAGCGCAGCGCGAGGCCCUCGGCUGCAUCUAAUCUGAUCUUCUGGUUCGGGUACAACCUGAAGGCCUCAGCACCUUUGCAAAAGUUGCAAGAGAUGUCGCAACCCGCUCAACCUGGUGAAGUAGCCGCGGCCCCGGACACGGUCCGAGCUGCCGACAUUGAACCCACCCGCUCCACCUCGUCUCUCUCGCCGCCGUCCGAGAAGGACGCGCAAUCAAGCGAGCAUGUCGCUGCGGCCACCAUCCUUCCUCAUCUCCCUGCCAACGUCCAUGACCAAGAUGGCAUUCUGGACGCUCAGGCCGGUGCCGUCGGAGCGACCUGGAAGCAUCGCGUUCCAGCUCUGCUUAUGAUCAUCUUUUUCACGCUCGGAAACAAUUUUGCUCAGUCGUCCCUCUCGCCGCUCAAGUCGACCCUCAAGAAGAAAGUCCCCGGGGUCAACAACGCCCGUUACGGCGCGAUCGCUUCAGCCGAACAGCUGGUCAACGGCGUACUUCCGCUCUUCUCGGGCAUCAUGAUCGACUACUACGGUCCCAGUAUCACCUCGCUCCUCUCCAGCACCGCCAUCCUCGUCGGGAGCAUCGUUCGAGCCGUCGGCGGUCAUCGCAGCAGCUUCGCAACCAUCCUGGCUGGCCAGAUCAUCUUCGGUUUUGGCAGCACAACCAUCGAGACGAGUCAGUCCAAGCUCUACACCCACUGGUGCCGAGGCAACCAGCUCAUCGACAACGAGCCGGAAGCCGAAGAUGCGCAGGCCGAGCCCAAGCCGGAAACGGCUUCGAAGAAGAGCAGCAAGUGGUACACCUCCUUCUCCAGUGCCGGCUGGCUCGGAUUCGUCUAUGGAUUGGACAUCGCCAUGGGCCGUGUCUUCAACGUCAUGGGGAAGAUGAGCUCCAUCCCAGUGGGAGAAGCGACGGGCAAGUGGUACUGGUCCUUCUGGCUUUCGGCCAUCUUGUGCGCUGUCACCCUCGUGCUCAACGCCGUCUACGUGAUGUACGAACGCUCGCUGCCAAGACAAAUGCGCGUUGUUACCGGUCGCCAGCUUGCGGCACAGGAAGCUUCGCGUUCGGCUUCAAAUUCCCUUGCUGCCUCCAACAACAACUCAGCCUCCAGCCUCACCAAAGACACGCCGUCCAAGGAGAGCAAACCAUACGUGAAGCCGCGUACCCUUCGACCGUUCUCCCACCGCCACUGGAAGCUGCUCACACUGAGCCUUGGCACGAUCCCUGCCUCCUUCUGGCUCAUCACCAUGACCCAAGUUCUGCAGUCCGGCGCAGUCAACGCUUACAAUGCCAAUCUCGCCGAGGUGGUUGAGCUGACGCGUGGCAAGUCCAAGCUCAUGGCUGGCUAUGCUUCCUCGGUGGGCCAGGUUCCGCCCAUCGUCCUGACGCCGCUGCUUGGCCUCAUGUUCGACCUCUUUGGACGACGCAUGUACUAUGUGUCGGGCUGCGCCGCUCUGUGGGUGCUCGUAUUUGUCCUGCUUGUUUUCUCGGACGUCAACGCCUACGUCCCCGUCGUGCUCGGUAGCGUCGCUCUUUCGUUCAACGCGCUUCCCUUUAUCGCAAGUAUUCCGCUGCUCGUCCCGAACCAGGCCUCGAUCGGCACGGCGUUUGGAAUCUGGAAGUGCUUCAACUCGGCGGGUUCCGUCACCAUGGACGUCUCUUUCGGCGCGAUUCAAGACCUGACCCCGCGAGGACGCAACCAGUUCAACAACGCAUUCGCCUUCCUCAUCGCACUCAAGUCCAUCGACGUCAUCUAUGGCCUUGUCUACCACGCGAUCGACAAAAAGUACUUUGGCGGCGUGCUCAAACUCAACGAGAAGCAGCUCCAGCGCAAGAUGCACAACGACGACGAAGAGGCAAGGAAGGAGGCGCUUCGAAAGCCCAUCGCCAAGUGGACCGCAGCUGGCUGCUUGCUUCUCGUUGCGUUCGUGACGACCAGCUACGUUCUGUACAUCACCUACUCCAUUGGCACGUAA
Messenger RNA from Moesziomyces antarcticus, 4575 nucleotides. Its product is annotated as mfs transporter. Gene Ontology annotation, biological process: iron ion transport; intracellular iron ion homeostasis; copper ion import. The transcript has 14 exons. Gene Ontology annotation, molecular function: ferric-chelate reductase activity; transmembrane transporter activity. Gene Ontology annotation, cellular component: plasma membrane. NCBI's taxonomy places the organism in Eukaryota, Fungi, Basidiomycota, Ustilaginomycetes, Ustilaginales, Ustilaginaceae. The coding region runs from base 1 to 4575 and encodes 1524 amino acids. The record is from RefSeq and is a predicted model, not a curated record.